UCGUUGCUGAAGUAUUUCCUGAAGACUCCGGUGUAUUCUCAGCCCUAGUGAAAAGUAAAUCAACUAAUACUGAACUUCUCUCCUCAUGUUCAGUUAUCAUACAAGCUCGAGACGAUGAACCAUUGGACCCAAGCUUUGUUCAAUUUCCAGAAAGUUCAUGUCUAGAAGAAGGUGGCAAAGUGAAAUUCACUUGUCAACUAUCAGGCACAACACCCAUGAUUGCUGAAUGGACUUUCAAUGGUAAAGCAAUCGAUAGUGAAUCAAGUCGAUUUGUGUUUACAAACAAUGAAACAGACUUUGCAUUCGAAAUUCCUGUUGUUUUAGCAACAGAUGAAGG
This is a messenger RNA of Adineta ricciae, 337 nucleotides long. Lineage: Eukaryota; Metazoa; Rotifera; Eurotatoria; Adinetida; Adinetidae. The record is from the annotation of a GenBank genome assembly.